CCACCACAAGUUAUCAGCUGCGAAGCUAAGAAUCCAUUCACAGGAAAGACGGCCAAAAUCACCAAAAGCUUUCCAGUAUCAGACGCCAUUGAGGGACCCACAUCGGUGGAGAUCACAGGGACGGACGUGUUAACAGUCGGAGUCCAUUAUACCUACGAGUGUUCUGCAGUAUGCUCUCCAUCUUGCACGUACACGUGGACUGUGAAUGGGCAGCAGAAGCUACACGGGUCAAAGGUCGUAUAUGUUGUCAUGGAUCAACUUGCAGCGCCACAAGUCAUCAACUGCGCGGUUACCAAUCUAGCCACAGGGAAGACGGCCAGCGUGACCAAGACGGUGCCCGUGGCAGAUGGGCCCUUAAACGUCACUAUCUCAGCCCCAGAAAAGUUAGCAGUUGGAGUUGAGAGUACAUUUGUGUGCUCUGCUAUUUGCGACCCUUCGUGUAGCUAUGACUGGUUCAUUGAUCACAAAACAUGGACAAAGGACAGCCGUGAGCUACAAUACACUGCACCAUCAGGCACCAAGUCAACAACGGUGGUUUGCAAGGCUCAAAACACCCUAUCUGGCCUUUUUGUGGAAUCCUCUGUCACCGUCUCAGUAGAAGGAGCUACAUCUGGGGAGAAGCCCAAGAGCAGCCCCACCCAAGAACCAUAUGGGCCUCAGUCAGCAAAGAUCUCUGGUGCGGAUGCGAUCACAGUUGGCGUUUCGUACAAUUUCUCGUGCUCUGCCAAAUGCUAUCCUCCCUGCACGUACACCAUGUCCAUCGACGGGACCUCGGGACACGGAGACUACAUCCUCAUCAGCAUCGGCGGCCCUGCUGCUCCUCAGGUCAUCAGCUGCGUGGCUAAGAAUCCCGCCACCGGGGCGUUCGCCAGCGCCAGCAAGACCGUACGAGUGGCAGACAUAAACGUGGGACCCGAAGAUGUGGAGAUUAAAGGGGUGGAUGUGGUGUCCGCGGGAGUCCCGUGCACCUUCGACUGCUCGGCAGAAUGCUCCCCGGCCUGCGACUACACCUGGAACGUCAACGGGCAGAUCAUCCAGAAAUAUUCUCAGAUCGACGUGAAUGUUCACGAGGGCUCAGUUCCGUGGAAAACACUACCCCUCAGCUGUGAGGUCAGGAAUCCGGCCACUGGGAAGACGGUCACCGUUAGCAAAACGGUGCCAGUAGCAGAUGGACCUUUGAAUGUCAGUAUUGCUGCACACAAAACGCUGGUGAAUGGAGAUGAGUACACAUUUGUGUGUUCUGUCACUUCCUGCCUCCCUUCCUGUGCCUAUAGCUGGAACAUUGGUGACCAAACAUGGGCAAACACCACCAAUGAGCUUCAGUACACAGCACCGUCCAGCACAAAAACCACUGUGACUUGCAAGGCACAAAACACCUUAUCUGGACUUUAUGUGGAAGCCCAUGUCACUUUUUCAUUUUCAGGAGGUGCUGCCAGUCAGGAGCAGGAGACAAUGGAAACCAACAAACCAUAUGGUCCUCAGUUUUUGGAGAUCAUGGGGGAGGAUGUGCUUACAAUAGGACUCGCGUACAGUUUUCUGUGUGCUGCGGUAUGCUACCCACCCUGCACAUACACCUGGAAUGUGAAUGGGAAAAUAUUUCCAGGAAGGUCGAUUGACUAUACGUUUUCAGGACAGUCUCCUCCACCAGAAGUCCUCAACUGUGUGGCUAAGAAUCCGGCCACUGGAAAGACAGCCAGUGUUAACAAAACUGUGCAUGCAUCAGACAUAAUAGAUGGGCCCACCUCUGUGGAAAUCACAGGAGUCGAUGUGGUCACCGUAAAAAUCCCGUCCAGUUUCGAGUGUUACGCUAACUGCUCCCCUGCCUGCGUGUACACCUGGAGUGUUGAAGGGGAGAUGGCAUACGGAAGCAUCUUUGACUUUGUUCUUCCCCAGUUUCUUCCACCACAGGAUCUAACCCAAAACCUUACCCUUGCCCUCAACUGUGAGGCUAAGAACCCAGCCACUGGACAGACUGCCAGCGUUAGCAGGAUGGUGCGAGUGGCAGAGGGGCCGUUAAAUGUCAGUCUCGCUGCACCUCCAAAACUGGUGGUGGGAGCCACAUCCAGGUUCGUCUGCACUGCUUUUUGUUACCCCUCGUGUACUUACGGUUGGGUCAUUGAUGGGCAGCCCUGGGAAACUGGCAGCAACGAACUACAGUUCACGACGCCAGCCGACACUAAAUCGGCUACUGUGAUUUGCAAGGCUCAAAACGUCCUAACUGGUAUUGUUGCAGAAUCCGCCGUCACUGUUUGGGUGGAAGAGGGGCCUAAAUCUGUGGAGAUCGACGGGGUGGAUGUGGUCACGGUGGGUGUGCUAUACACUUUUGAGUGUUUAGCCAACUGCUCCCCACCUUGCACCUACACCUGGAACGUGGCUGGAAAAACAGUGCAAGGAAACAAACUCGACUUUUCUCUCCACGGACUUUCGCCACCACAAGCUCUCACCUGUGAGGCUAAGAAUCCAAUGACUGGAAAGAUGGCCAGCUUUACCAAAACGUUGCAAGUGGCAGAGGGGCCAUUAAAUGUCAGCAUCGCGGCACCGAAAGUGUUGGUGAGUGGAGUGGCGUCCACGUUUGUGUGCUCAGCUGUGUGCUACCCGUCAUGCAACUACAGCUGGUAUGUCGGGGACCAAUCGUGGACCAACUCCCGCACGCUGCGUUACACGCCACCACCCGGGACCACCGUAGCAACCGUGAUUUGUAAAGCACAGAACACUUUAUCUGGCAUGUUUGUGGAAUCUAUCAGCGAUGUUUGGAUGGCACGGGGGCCUACGCACAUAACCAUUAAAGGACCAUCGUCUGUGAUGGUAGGGAACACAUUCUCCUACUACUGCUUUGCUGACUGCGUCCCUGCGUGUAACAUGACAUGGCUUUUCGAAGGGAGAGCCCUCGCCGGGGACAAGGUGACUGUGCCCGUCCUCCAGCGGGGGGAGAGUGUGUUGGGCAGCAGGCUGGUGGUCAGCGUGGAAGACUACGUUCAGACGGAGCUACUGCAGUGCACCGCGGUCAACGCUCUGACUGGCCAGACGGAGUCUGCCGUGAUGGCUGUCAAUGUGACCGAUCCAGUUGCUGUUCAGCCCGUCACUGUGGCACAACCAAGGACAAACACAGUGUAUAUCCUGCACUGUGGUGGAGCAGAGAAAGGAUCCGAUAUUCAGUGGACCAAAAAUGGGGAGGCAUUGUCUGCAAGUGACAGCGUCCAUCUCUCUGACGACAAUGUUUUUCUUAUAUUCAAUCCUCUCCAUCCGUCGGAUACAGGCAAAUAUCAGUGUAUUGUUACAGAGCAAGGAAAAGUAGUCCCUGGAUUCCCAUAUGAGUUGAAUGUCAUUUAUGGGCCAGGAACUCCUGACAUAACAUUAAUCUCUGGCGGAAAAAUAUUGAGACAGACACCGAUUGAUGUCCUCCGCCUUCUCCCAGGAUCCUCUGCAACCUUACACUGCUCCUCUCAGUGCUACCCAGCAUGCACCUACCAGUGGACUGUGGGGGAUAAUGUUGUGUCCACAGAUGCCACUUUCUCCAUCAGGUCAGCUAGUGAGGCUGAUGUGGGUGUCCUCCUCUGUACAGCUUCUAAUCCUGAUGUCCAUACUGUGCUUACAAGCUACACCAGUGCAAGCCUUUCCAUUGAGCUGAUUGAUGGCCCAAAGACGGUCACUAUCACGGGACCAAGCUCAGUGCAAGUAGGUGUGAAGGCCACGUUUGAGUGCUCAGCUGUCUGCACCCCAUCCUGCUUUUACACUUGGGAGGUCUAUGGCAAAACACUGCAUGGCAGUAAGGUGGAUCUCACUGUCAGUAAAUAUGUGGCAACUGAAACCAUUGUGUGCAAAGCGGAGAAUACUUUCACUGAAAAGAUCGCUACUGCAACUGCAACGAUAGACGUUACAGAUGCUGACUGGUGUGGCUGUUAAAUCCUGAUCAUUUUCCUAAAAUAAAUAUAGAUGAUUUAUCUUGCAA
Molecule: messenger RNA, 3949 nt
Organism: Sardina pilchardus (European sardine)
Lineage: Eukaryota; Metazoa; Chordata; Actinopteri; Clupeiformes; Clupeidae
Product: hemicentin-1-like
Exons: 18
Coding region: 250-3903 (1217 amino acids)
Source: RefSeq, a predicted model, not a curated record